AUGGGUGCGUGUAUGAGUUCAAAUAACGAGGAGGUGGACCAAAAGAAGAAAAGCCAGGCCAUUGACCGGCAACUGGAGGAGGAUUCUAGACGACUUAGGCGCGAGUGCAAGAUUCUUCUUCUUGGUUCCGGCGAGAGCGGCAAGUCGACGAUCGUUAAGCAGAUGAAGAUCAUACAUCUGAAGGGAUACUCCGAAGACGAGCUUUAUAAUUACCGACCAACGGUCUUUAAGAACCUUGUCGAAUGCGCAAAAGCUGUCAUUCUCGCCAUGCGCCAGUUCGAGCUAGAUCUUUCUACCCCCGAGAACAAGGAAUACGCCGACUUUCUCAUGGACUACACAGUCGAAUCUGGUCCCCAAGCACAUAUUGACCCGCAGAUUGGCCUGGCGAUACAAUCGAUAUGGGGGGACCCGGCAAAAGACCAAUUGAUGGAGAGACAGACCGAGUUCUAUCUAAUGGACUCAGCGGAAUACUUUUUCCAGGAAGUCAUGCGAAUAGUUGCGCCAGAUUACCUCCCCAGUGAGAUGGACGUGCUCCGAGCUAGAACCAAGACGACAGGCAUCUACGAGACACGAUUCCAGAUGGGCCAACUCAGCAUCCACAUGUUUGAUGUCGGAGGUCAGCGGAGCGAGCGGAAGAAGUGGAUACACUGCUUCGAGAAUGUAACGUCGAUUAUUUUCUGCGUUGCCCUCAGCGAGUACGAUCAGGUGUUGCUAGAAGAGAGCAGCCAGAACCGCAUGAUGGAGAGCUUGCUCCUUUUCGACUCCGUGGUCAACUCGCGGUGGUUCAUGAGGACAAGCAUCAUCCUGUUCCUAAACAAGGUUGACAUUUUUAAGCAAAAGCUUAACCGAUCGCCGAUGGCAAACUACUUCCCGGAUUACUCGGGAGGCAACGAUGUCAAUAAAGCAGCCAAAUACUUGCUGUGGCGCUUCAACCAGGUCAACAGAGCGCACCUGCACCUCUAUCCCCAUCUCACUCAAGCGACGGACACGUCAAAUAUCCGUCUUGUCUUUGCAGCGGUCAAGGAGACAAUUCUCAACAAUGCCCUGAGAGACUCGGGUAUUCUCUAA
Molecule: messenger RNA, 1068 nt
Organism: Verticillium alfalfae VaMs.102
Lineage: Eukaryota; Fungi; Ascomycota; Sordariomycetes; Glomerellales; Plectosphaerellaceae
Product: guanine nucleotide-binding protein alpha-3 subunit
Exons: 6
Coding region: 1-1068 (355 amino acids)
Biological process (GO): adenylate cyclase-activating G protein-coupled receptor signaling pathway
Cellular component (GO): heterotrimeric G-protein complex
Molecular function (GO): G protein-coupled receptor binding; GTPase activity; GTP binding
Source: RefSeq, a predicted model, not a curated record